Homalodisca vitripennis (glassy-winged sharpshooter) is the source of this 972-nucleotide messenger RNA. RefSeq lists its product as uncharacterized. Lineage: Eukaryota; Metazoa; Arthropoda; Insecta; Hemiptera; Cicadellidae. The transcript has 4 exons. The record is from RefSeq and is a predicted model, not a curated record. The coding region runs from base 152 to 778 and encodes 208 amino acids.
GUCCUCAAGGAACAUCUCUGGGACCGCCUCUGUUCCCAAGCUAUAACCGACAAGCUUCGUUUAACUCCUGAUUACCUUUGUUUGUCAGGAUCUGUUCAUCCUGUUCAACGCACACCUCUGCUGCUCUCACAAGGUAUAAAAAACUGUAAGGAUGGUGUUUAUCUUGGUUCUACUGGCAGUCGGAAUCACAGAGGCUUCCCAGUAUCACAACUGGGGUUAUGGGAUGAAGCAACACCAGGUUGUGAUCCCCUCUCCUAACCUCAACUCUAAUGGCAAGAGCAUGGACAAUUAUGGUACUGCAAGAAGUUAUGGAAAUGGUCCAAGUUUCUCCUAUGCAGGUGCUCCAAGUGGAAGUGGAGGUCAUGGAAACUUCAACAAUUUUAAGAUGAUGUCUGCACCAUCAUCACAAUAUUUCAAGAAUCCACGGUUGGAUAAAAAUGUCUACAACAAUUAUGCUUCAGGAGAUGUGAACUCUAGGUACAAAAGUAACAUUUUAGACAUGCAAAGAAAAUCUGGGAACUAUAACAUUCCCUUGAGUGCUCCUACCAAUCUUCGCUCCUACAGGAACUACGGGGUUCACAGUGGUGCAUACAGACCAGCAGGUUUCUACGGGAACAAGACUCCUUCUGGAUUCACUUUUCCACAAAAUUUUGCUCAAGAUUUUCAUGGUACUCGUAUCUAUGAUGGACCAAGAGUUGUAAAGAACAAUCCCAAGAAAUCUGGUAUCUAUGUCAUUCCAACACCUUCAAAGUUAUAUUUUGAUGGAAUAAAGAAUUAAGCAUGUUGCAAAUUUGGGUAGUUUCUCUUAUUUUUCAGAAAAUAUUCAAUAUUAAAAUGUUAAUUGUAUGGUAAUUUGAGGUUAAUGCACUGGGUUUCCAAUUUUUUUAAUGUUUAAUAAUGGAAACUCAUUUGCAGCACUUCAAAAGAGGAUGAACUGGUGAAGUGUGGGACAAAAUAAAAUUUAAAAGCUGU